Molecule: messenger RNA, 775 nt
Organism: Striga asiatica
Lineage: Eukaryota; Viridiplantae; Streptophyta; Magnoliopsida; Lamiales; Orobanchaceae
Source: the annotation of a GenBank genome assembly
UCUUCUCCCUCAAACAUCAAGCACAAAUAAAAAAAAACAUUUUAUCAAAUUAUGGCUCCUAAAAAAUUUGAAAUCGGUUUUAUCGUUAUCCUUGCAUUCGUGUUGUGCAGAGGCGCAUUCGCCCAAUCGAGUUGUGCUAGCACGCUUUUCAGCCUUUACUCGUGCAUGAAUUAUGUAACCGGAAAUACGAGUAGCCCAACACCUUCGUGUUGCUCAUCACUGUCGAAUGUGGUCGACACGCAACCACAAUGCUUGUGCCCGUUGGUCAAUGGCGGUGGCUCGUCUUUUGGUUUUUCUAUCAAUCAAACGUUGGCCAUGGCAUUACCGGCGGUUUGCAACGUGCAAACUCCUCCGCUCAGUCGAUGCAACGGUGGUGUUGAAGGACCAACGAGUGCCCCGGGACCUUCGCCUUUGAGUUCCCCUACGGAUGGGUCCACUGAACCAGCCGAUACACCAUCGACUAAUUCAGACCCCUCCAUGCCUUCAGGUGGAGGAUCGAGGACAGUGCCGGCAACGAACGCUAGUACUUCAAAUCGAAGCUAUGCUGCAUCUUUGAUUCAACUCACUGUUUUAGCUUUAUUCAUUUAUAACUGUUUGGACAGUUGAUAUUGUCAAGUUUUGAGCAUUUGAUUUGUACAAGGUUUCAUUCUAUUUUUUUGUUAUUGUUGUUGUGUUUGCAACUUGUUUUUCUCUCUGUUUUGUUCCCCUGUUUCUUUUGUAAGAUUGUCUCAUCUUAAACAAAUUACUUUAUCCAUUGGCACUCGAUAAAAAACUU